Messenger RNA from Scatophagus argus, 4162 nucleotides. It is a transcript of the gene add3a, whose product is annotated as adducin 3 (gamma) a. The transcript is spliced from 15 exons. The record is from RefSeq and is a predicted model, not a curated record. Lineage: Eukaryota; Metazoa; Chordata; Actinopteri; Scatophagidae. Gene Ontology annotation, molecular function: actin filament binding. Gene Ontology annotation, biological process: barbed-end actin filament capping. Gene Ontology annotation, cellular component: plasma membrane; postsynaptic density; cytoskeleton. The coding region runs from base 516 to 2570 and encodes 684 amino acids.
AUUUCUAGCCAGUGGGCGGGGGAUUAAGGCUGCAUCACGUGGUCUCUUUAGCUUCUUUUCCACACAAACACACACCCUCAUUUGCCGAGGGCACACACACACAUAUAUCCUCUCACAUACACACUCACAGCUGUUGAUACUUCUCUGUCUCUCUGAUAAACGCCUUGAAGCAGAGCCCACAGGAUCCUGAGAGAAUCUGCUGUCUGCCGGCAGCUCGAUCAAACAGCAUCUACACGGAAAAUAUGGAUGGACAAGUGAACCGACCGGUUUUCUGAUCGCUCUCACUUUUAUAUCCCGCUUUUUUUUCUGUCUCUCUCUCGUCUUCUCUGGCUUCUCCCUGGGACUCAGUGUUGGGAUUUGAGCGCAAACAGCGAACACUGAAAAACAGAGACAUGUGUUUUGCCUCAGCUGCCUACUACUACUGCCUGUUCUCUCCCAUUCACUGACCAAGGAGAAAAUACAAGGUGAGAGUCGCAGCGGCAGCCAUAGAAAACAACGAGUGAGGUGAAGCAGACAUGAGUGCAAACAAUCAUCAGGGGGUGGUGACAACUCCUCCCCCGCCCAGCGGAGGGACUAAGGAGCGCUACUUUGACCGGGUCGAUGUCAAUGAUCCAGAGUACAUCAGGGCCAGGAACAUGUCGCCUGACCUUCGGCAGGACUUCAACGUCCUGGAGCAGAAGAAACGUGUCACACAGAUCUUACAGAGCCCCGCCUUCAAGGAGGAACUGGAAAGUCUGAUCCUGGAGCAGCAGCGGAAGGGGAACAACCCCACUGGCCUGCUGGCCCUCAGACAGAUUGCUGAUUUCUUCAUGGCCAGCUCAGUGGCUGGCUUCAACACCUCUCCUCUCAGUCUUGGGAUGGUCACUCCCAUCAACGACAUGUAUGGAGUAGAGUCAGCCACGAUGGUGAAAGGCGAGAAGAUGACCCGCUGUAAACUGGCCAGCCUCUACAGACUGGUGGACCUGUUCAGCUGGGCCCACUUCUCCAACUGCUACAUCACAGGUAGAGUGAGUAAAGAGCAAGACCACAUCCUUAUUAUUCCCAGAGGACUGUCGUUUGCAGAAGCAUCUGCAUCAAACCUGGUCAAGGUCAACAUCAUAGGGGAUGUCAUUGAACAGGGCUCCACCAACCUGAGGAUCGAUCCCACGGGUUUCAGCCCCCACUCUGCCAUCUACUCCAUACGUCCAGACAUCCGUUGCAUCAUACAUGUGCACACUCCUGCCACUGCUGCUGUGUCAUCUAUGAAGUGUGGCAUCCUGCCCAUUUCCCAGGAGGCACUGAUCCUGGGUGAUAUCGCCUACUACAACUACCAAGGCAGCCUGGACGACCAGGAGGAGCGCAGAGAGUUGCAGAAAUCCCUGGGGCCUACAACAAAGGUUUUGGUGCUGAGGAAUCACGGUGUGGUUGCUCUCGGGGAGACCAUCGAAGAGGCCUUCCACUACAUCUACAAUGCCCAGUAUGCCUGUGAAAUCCAGGUGAAUGCUAUCUCGUGUGCCGGUGGCGUGGACAACCUGAUAGUGCUGGACCAGGAGAAGUACAAAUCACGGGUGUUUGCAGUCUCUGCAGCGGCUGCUGUCAACAUGGGCGGCCAGUACAAGUGGAAGAUUGGCGAGCUGGAGUUUGAGUCUCUGAUGAGGAUGCUGGAUAACCUGGGUUACAGGACAGGGCACGCUUACAGGCACCCAGUCGUGCGAGAGAAGCCGAGGCACAAGAGCGACGUGGAGAUCCCCGCCACGGUCUCCGCAUUUAUGUUCGCAGAGGACACGGAUGGAGGUGCCACUCGGCUGCCCUUCAAGUUCCUGCAGCAGCGGCAGCAGAGGGAGAAGACGCGCUGGCUCAACUCACCCAACAGCUACACCAAAGUCAGCUUAGAGGGCGGAGAGGAGCGCUACAACAGCCGGACAACCACGUGGAUGAAGGCAGAGGAGACAGGAACCCCGAUCCGGAUCGAGGACCCCAAUCAGUUUGUCCCUCUCAAUACAGACCCCAGUGAGGUGCUACAGAAGAGGAACAAAAUCAGAGAUCAGAACCGGUUAGAUGUGAUGACGUCAGGACCGCGCUCUCAGCACCUUGCAGGCAUCCCUGUUGAUGCACCACGACGGCCAUACGUGCCCACAGAGGAGGAGCAGAUGGCUCCCCUGCCUCCCAACCCUUUCAGUGAGCUGUCAGAGAAGGACCUAGAGGAGUACCACAAGAACGUGGAGAGAAGGCAACUGGGCCUCAGCGAUGGAGAGCACGAGCUAACCUCCGACGACGGCUCCACUCUCUCUCAGUCUCUGUCUCUCACCCAGUCCCCACAAAGCACUCCAGCUAAAGAAGAGAACCACACGGGCCUGAUGAACGGCAAAGACAACCACGGCGAUGUGGACGAGGAGCUGUCCAAGCGUGUCAGCCAGCUGACCACCAGCGUGGAGAGCGUGGAGAUCACCGUGCGCUCCGGCGAGAAGAUCGAGGAGGCGCUGUCACCCGAGAGCUCGCCCUCCAAGUCCCCCAACACCAAGAAGAAGAAGAAGUUCCGCACCCCGUCCUUCCUGAAGAAGAACAAAAAGAAAGAGAAGACGGAGGCCUGAGAGCCGACGGGCAGCGGGGGCGAGGCAGAAGAAGAAGGAAGAGGGGCAGCAGCCACCUUUUCAGUUUAAAGUCUGUGUUUUUAUUUUGUCUCUGUUGUUUUUAAAUUUUAUUCCACUUGUUUUUUAACAAAAGGUUUUAUGUUCAAGAGGCAAAGGAAUGGAUUACACAAAAAAACGAAUUGGUUUGUAACUCAAAAGAAAGUUCUCUCCAUCUGCAAAAAAGACAACAAUGACAAGAAGAAGGUCACAAAUUAAAGGUGCAACAGAUGUAGGCUGAGUUUGAUGGGUGCUUGAUGUCUGCACACCUGGUCACCUGUGCAGCGCUCUAACAGGGCUCCUUAGAAGCCAUCAAGUGUCACUGAGGCCACUUUUUAGAUCCUGAAUAACUGGCUCCCCCUGUGUUGUUUUCCAAGGCUGAAAACAGAACUUGAAACCAGCUCGAGUAAUUCUCAAAAUCCAGUUUUAUUGAACGAUUGGACUGCAACUCGAGUGUCGUAAAACUGCACAAGUUGAAACUAAACCCUUUCUUUCUUUUAAGGUUGCGUUUUUACAUUCUGGUCAGCUGAGUCCAUAUAGGGAGCUGAGAGGAGCAUGAAAUUUGAAGUCACACUGGAAAACCGGUCUUAGAAAAACAGCCGCAGGGCUUGUGUUGAUUUAUUUGCUGUGAGAGACGCUUUCUGUCAGCCUCUCACAGCCUUCAAGCUUGUUGAAGUGCAGGCCUCUGAUAGACGCCUACUCUUCAGCUGAUUGUGGCUGAACUGCAGAUGAGUUUAAAGGGUCACUAGACAGGAGAGAUGGUGACGCUGAAGGCUGGCGGUUUAUCAUAACUCAGCUGACAUUAUCUCAACGAGCUGCUGAUUCACGCAGAUUAUUUAUGUAGCAUUUUCAUAUGUUUUCCUCUUCAUCUCAGUUUUUUUUUGUUUUGCCAAACUAAAUGGAAGAAAAGAAGAAACAAUCUCAUUUUAGCAAAGCGUCUUUGUUUUUUGUCUACUUUGUCAUCUCAUGAAUUUGAUCUUUGAUCUUUGAUCUUUUUUUUUUUUUUUUUUUUUUACUGAACCCAAAUUUGGUAUUAGUCGACUCUGUUUUGUACUCAUUUCUAAGCUUUUCCAGAGAAUACAGAUGUUACGCAUGUUUUCUCUUUUUUGCAAGACCUGAAUUUAUAUGGCUGACUAUGUUCUGUAGUGAUGCCUGAUUGCUCAAAUUAUAUUCUAAUCUUCAGAGUACACAAAUUUACUAUAUAACACAGAUAUAUGAAAACUGGAUAUGAUGGAUAUAGAUUUUUAACUAUAUAUAUUUUUUAUUUUAUUGUGCUGCACUUUUCUUGUGGUAUAUAACACAUUUUAGUUGCAGGUGGUUUCACCAGUGAAGGAGAUUGUGAAGUAUUUGGUUAAAAGUUGUGCAAGUAGAAAAGCAAGGCCUGGUGUUGGAGAAAGAUCAGGACCCAGAAAGUGAGUCGAACGAAGGAAGAAAGAAUAGUCUUUCAUUGGUGUCACACAUGAGAAAUCAUCUCCACUGCUCAACAAAAAUAAAAAAAAAAAACAAAAAACAGGAAGUGUAGUGCUGAUAUACGUCAAACUAUCUGCAGUCGCCGG